AUGGCCGCAGAGGACUUGUCGGAGGGCGGCAUGGCCGAAAUCAUCCAGGCCCUGCAAGUCAUCCACAAUCCUGCAUCAUCAAACGACAUUCGACAGAACGCCUCGCGGUUUGUGGAAGAUUUGAAGGAGACUGAAGGCGCUGCGCGCAAUGGCUUCCUUCUUGCUUCGCGACUGGAGCAUGAGCCCGUGGUUCGUUACUUUGGCCUCACUCUGCUAGACCAUGUGCUGCGCAAGCUUUCAUUUUCUUCCCCCGAAGAGGCUGCCAGUAUUCGAUCUAUGGUCCUACAGCUCGCCGAGAAUGUUCGACACGAAGACCCGUCCUACUACCGCAACAAGAUCCCUCAGUUAUGGUCCGAAGCCGCGAAAAAGAGCUGGGGGCUGGAUUGGAACGACAUGGACGCCACACUGGUUCAAUUCUGGGGGGCAUCUCUUGUACACAAGGAGCUGGUGCUGGCCGUGCUUGAGACUCUCUCCGAGGACAUUUUCUUCCGCGAAGAUGUCGUCUCGGCUAUCCGAGGCAGCGAGCUUAACCGUGCGCUUAUUGAGAUCUUUACACCCGGCAGCAUUCUCGAAGCAAUCACAUCCACAGAAAAAAACAACACCGCUGUUCAGCGCUGCGGCCGAGAAGGUUGGUUGGUCCGUGUGAGCAUGUUCCUCAACGAAUGUAUUGAAAGCGUCUCCGGCUCCGAGCAAGCCCGAGACGCAGCUUUGAAAGCCCUGGCAACACUGAAGUCAGCCCUCUCAUGGUCUGUGUACCCUGCUGUCAUUGCUUCUUCGGCUAUUUUCAGCAUUUUCAGAGCGUUGUCUUGUCAAGAUGAGCAAGUGCUUCUUGCUGCAAUCGAGGCCCUUCACGCCUUUUACGGCAGGAAUACCAUUGGCUGCGAGGAAUCCCAUGACCUUGUCUGCCUGAUCUUUGAACAAGACUACCUUGUCGCUUUACAGAGGCUCUACGAGUGGUCAAUUGUGGGCCCAGAUGAUGUUGAUGACCCCAGAUACCUGGUCUCUAAAAAGGUCUCCGAGAUGGUUUCCUACAUCGCUGGGUGUUUGGACGAUGACCGGUUCCUGCGUGAUACGAUGAACCGCUUGGACCUUCCGCCUUUCUUCAACUUUAUGGUCAAUAUCAUGCAACACCAGAGCUUGACUGUUUCUAUCCCCUGUUUACAUCUUUGGUCCAAAUUAUUACAGAUCUCGAAGAUUCACAGGAUGGAUUUCGUUGCACAACAAACACCCCAAUUCCUCAACAUCUGCACAGAGCGGCUUCUCCGCUGGGAAUCCCUCUCGACCGAUUCCGAUAAUCCAACAGUGCAGUUCCUAUUCGAGGAUAUUGACACAGCCCCCGAACGACACGCUUUUGUCGGCAACUACCGUCGAUACUGCUCCUCAAUCAUAGAAACCAUUACUUUGAAGAGACCCCAGGAAGCAAUUCGCGAAAUUCUUGCCCGGGUGGACAACAACCUGGACAACCUGUACAACGGAGUCCAACCUUUUAGCAUGGGAACAUUCAGCAAAUCAUCAAUCCCCCUGAUGAGAGCGGAUUCUCAAUUUGCAGUGGUUGAGGCCGUUAUCAAGGGUUACAACAAAUGGAUUUCGGCACAUGGAAAAGCACCACAAAACGAUGAAACGAAGCGUAUCGAAUUAGAACAAGCUGUUGAAAGCUGGGGCUCAACUUUGAUGACAAGGACCUACGAGGACCCGAUCAUCAAGCAAAGAGUCAUCAAACUGAUUGUCGAUAUUUCCUCGAAAGCCUUGGACAAAAACCCAGGAUUCGCACUCAAAGUUCUGGAGCACAUUCUCAUGACACGUCUACCUGACCACCCUGAAUACCCAAUGUAUUCUGAGGCAGUCAAAGAGCUCCAUGGGCUUGCGAGUCAUGAGCUUCGUCGUUUGGCCAUGCGCUAUGCCGAUAACUUCUCUGGUUUCUACCACGUCAUUGAACCGAAGAUCAAGGAAAUUACAAUGACCAACAGUGUGGACGACAAGUUGCAGAUGGAACUCACUUCGGUCCUAUUAAUCAUCACGCAACGUGCGAUCAAGAUUGACCCUGCUCUGCAAAAGAGCCGUUUGGAAUUUUUCCUCGAACCAGUCAAGAUUGCCUGGCAAGAUGAACAAUUCCGCCAAGGGAGCUCUUCUUUCCAAGGGUUCUGCGAGAUGCUUGGAUUGGAAACUGUUGGCCAAUACAUGCAAACCAAACAAGCGCAGAAAAUGCCUGACUGGACAGAGAUCGAGUUAGAUCAUCAAGGGAAGCUUGUCCAAGAAGAAAUGACCCGAAAGUUUCAGCUCCUGCCGCUGCGUGGUACAAAAACCAUGUUGGCUGUUUCCACAGAUCGACUGAGCAAGGACACACAAGCGUAUGGAAUCGCCCAGGAGAUUUGGUGCGACACCGUCAGAAUGAUUCUUCCGACUUUGUUGCAGCUCGUCCGCAACGCCCAUGCCUUCCACAAUCCCGCUAACUGGAAUAUGAUGGAUGGCAUGCAACCCGUCGUUGAACGGAUCUUGACAGAUCGGUUCUGGCAGGCCGGUAUUUCAACCGGUAGUCGUGACGACUUCUAUGCUAGAAUCACUUCGUCAAAGUCCACCCUUGAAGGGUUUUCGUCGUCGGUUCGAGGGAAAGUUAGAGCUGUCCGCGAGGCAUGCUAUUCCAUGUUGUUCAGCAUGAGCCGAUUAGGCGUCAUUUUCUAUGGAUUUGAAGAGCUUCCUGGUCCCCUCGCCGAAGCAUUGUUCGUUGACUCGCCUCACCUCUCCUCUCACCAGUUCUCUGUUCUUCUCAAUAUCUCGCGCUGUUUGAUUGAUGACUGCCCUGUGGUUUUCCGUGCCAAUUUCUUGCCGCCCAUGCUGUCGACUCUGUUCACCAACAUUGACCGCAAGAUCACCACGGAAUGGGAAUUCAUUGAGCAACGCCGAGAUGGCGGACCAGAUGGAGAUCUCACUACUGAGAUGAAGUCUGAAAGUGUUCUUCGACAAUUGACUUAUUCUGCAGUGAUCAUGGUUGCCAGCCUGUUUGAUCCACAGAGAGGUGAUCCAGAUAGAAUCGAAUCAGACCCUAGUGCAGCUCAACCAACGCCAGCACUCUCUGAUUCAAUCCGCCACUUUGUUUUAUCCUCCCCCCAGAUUUUCGAGCCAGUGAUGCUCUUCUGCACCCAUGCUCUUCGAAUGCGUGAUACCCGCUGUUGCAGUAUUAUCACACGCGUUAUCCGUUCAAUUUUGCAGGAUUUCGCCCCUAAUCCUGCAACUGAAGACACUCAAACCACUCGUACCAUCCGCGAGUUCAUCUGCUCUGAUGUUCUGAAAGCCUGCAUCACAUCCGUACAUGAAUCCUAUUUUGUCGAUAUGCAAAAGGACUUUGCUCAAUUGAUUGCAUCUAUCUGGAUUCUCUACGGUAACUGCAGCCCAACGCCCAAUGCUAUUUUCCUGAGUUUGCCCGGAAUCACUCCGGAAAAGAUCGCCCGAACCGAAGGCCAUCUCCGCCGCUGCACUUCCCCACGCCAGCAAAGGGCGUGGGUUCUCGAUUUCCUGGAAUCCGUCCGAGGUGUCAGUGUCUCUGCGCAAGGCAUGUUCCUCGGUUCUCGCGAGGAUCGCCGAAAAGCGCGCUCUGCGCUGCAAGAGAGAUACAUGACCACUGAGAUGGAUGCCCAGGAUCAAAGUCAUCGCGUCGAUAUUAACGACGGUCCCGAUCUGGGUGGUGUGGCUGAUCUUUUUGGUUAA
Molecule: messenger RNA, 3702 nt
Organism: Penicillium salamii
Lineage: Eukaryota; Fungi; Ascomycota; Eurotiomycetes; Eurotiales; Aspergillaceae
Source: the annotation of a GenBank genome assembly